AUGGCGUCAACCAGAAGAUGGAUAGUUCCUUCAGUCCUUCUCGUAAUAUCUGCAAUUUUGGUCUCCAACCUUCGUAGCUCUGGCAAAAGCACAAACCAUGUGUUUCAAACCGAAUUGGAGCUGCCCUUGGCAAAUCAAGAAGAAUCUCGCAAGCUCACAGUGGAGGGUGAUGAUGAGUGCAAGAACAAACUUUCCUUGCAUCAAAUGUGUCUUGAUAUGAUCGCCUUCUCCAGUCCACCUGGAUCCCCAUCAUACAACAAAAUGCAAAACGUAUUGGGAAAAGCCAAAUCCUACAAGGUGCAUUUGGCAGGAAAGGGGAUUUAUGAGAGCAAUGAAGCCAACAUUCGAGCCAUGUUGGAAGGCUAUGGAUUACCUGCCAGCACACCUGAUGAUCCACCUGAAACUGUCCUGCACGUCCAAUCUGAUUUCACCUUCUGUGCUGAUUGCCAUACAAUCCCACGCAUUUUUGUUCAGUCAGAGCAACUGGCCACAAUUGGCCAUAAGAUCAUGAAAAAGAAUUUGAAGCCGUGUCAUGACCAAGAGUUGUGUGUUAUCUGGGAAUACUCAGAUUUUCAGUAUCAUUGGAUGAAGGAAAGAAAAAUGCAAGAUUCUGUCGUGCUACUACCCAUCAUGCACCAAUCGCGAUUGGGGGAAGCCGACAACAUGCAUUCUCUCACAAAUCGAUCCAUCGAUGUUGUCUUUUUUGGAGACAUGAGCAGAAAACGACGAAAACCUCUCAUAAAGAGCUUUAAUGAUGAACUAUCUAAUGUGAGAGCAGAACAGACCAAAUCCACAAAACGCAUGAAGAAAUCCUAUGAAGAUUCCAAAGUCUGUUUGAUUACACAUGGCUACCACACAGGUGCAGCAGGAGAAACCCAUCGCUUGUCUGAAUUUGGACGCUUUGGCUGCAUUCCAAUCCUGGAAACAUGGUCAGAUGAGCUUUUCUUGGAACCCUACCGAAAAUGUGCAGAUGUAGUCUUUGCAGACUACGACAAUCUAUUGAAUGCAACAAAAGCAGUUCUCAAUGGCAUAAACAGCAGUGAUGACAAGAAUCUGUCUAAGCGAGUAAACUGGUGGCGUACUGGUGUGAAAUGGGAAUUAGUAUUGACAACUGCAAUGACGACAGCACCAAGCUGA
Messenger RNA from Seminavis robusta, 1137 nucleotides. The record is from the annotation of a GenBank genome assembly. Lineage: Eukaryota; Bacillariophyta; Bacillariophyceae; Naviculales; Naviculaceae.